Gavialis gangeticus (Gharial) is the source of this 2619-nucleotide messenger RNA. RefSeq names its product sushi domain containing 6 (gene SUSD6). The record is from RefSeq and is a predicted model, not a curated record. The coding region runs from base 132 to 1052 and encodes 306 amino acids. NCBI's taxonomy places the organism in Eukaryota, Metazoa, Chordata, Crocodylia, Gavialidae. The transcript has 6 exons.
GCCUGGCGCGCGCCACCUCGCGCGGACGGACCGACGUCCUUCCGCCCGCGCCCGGGCCUCGCGCCGCCGGACUGAAUCACUCCCAACCAAUCAGAACUCCUGAAUUUUUCUAAGUCUUUGGAGGAUAAAAGAUGUGCCAUGGAAUGAUAGCACCAAAGAGCAACCCAGGAGUGCCACUUGCUUUGACCAGUCAUGGAUUAUUUCUUCCACUAGUUAUCUUCAGUACAUUCAUCUUGGAGGGCCAGGCCUCAGUUUGUCCCCGGCCACCAGAGCCUGAGAAUGGAGGCUACAAAUGCCACCCAACUCCAUGCAGAGAGCCUCUGAUAACUGACAGUGUCAUAGAGUAUUUCUGUGAUGAAGGCUACAUGCUGAAGGGAGGUUACAACUUCCUGACCUGUGAGAAUGGAGAGUGGAAUCCAACCAUGGAAGUUAGCUGUAGGCUCAGCGAAGGCAAAGAUUCUCCCCCAACGAUUGGGGUGCCCACCUUGUCCAUCGUGGCCUCCACAGCAAGUUCAGUAGCUCUGAUCCUGCUCCUCGUGGUGUUGUUUGUUUUGCUGCAGCCAAAGCUGAAGUCCUUCCAUCACAGCAGACGUGACCAAGGUGUGUCUGGGGACCAGGUUUCUAUCAUGGUGGAUGGUGUCCAAGUGGCUUUGCCGUCGUAUGAAGAAGCAGUCUAUGGCAGCGCAGGGAACUGCAUUCCACCCUCGGAUUCACGGGUGCAGAUCGUGCUGUCAGAGGGAGCUGGGCAGAGUGGAGCAAGAGAGAUGCAACAGCAGCAUCACCAGCUGCAGGACCAGGGAGCUCGUAAUGGCUUCACUGGGGAGGAUGAGGCCCCAGGACGCUCUGGACUGUAUGAAGCCAGUGGCUCUCAGCGCUCUGAGACUGUUCUUGUGCACCAGGCCACCACCUCUUCCUGGGUAGCUGGUGUGGCUAGCAGCAGGCCUGUGCACCAAGAGGCUCAAGACUCAGAAAACAGUGACAUACAAAGCCUUUUAUCACUUACUUCCUCUGAGGAAUAUACAGAUGAUAUUCCAUUGUUGAAGGAAGCAUGAGGCCUGCUGCACUUGUUUAGCCUUCUUCCUCUUGGUUUCUCCUUUCUUCCUUGGGAUGCAAGCACUCUGUGCAACCUUCCCCACCCUUGCGAGCUGUGCCCUGGAUACCUCCAAGCAGAGACCCCUCACCUCAUGAUCCAAAGGAUGUCGCCAGGUUGCCUCCUCAAUGCGCAACUGGGGUUGGUGCAGUUCUGGCCUCCCCAUUCCAUCUGCAUUACAGGCUCAAGUAAUGUAAUGAAGUUGAGCUCUUCCCUCUUCCCUCCCCCAGCCAGUUGUUUGACAGCAGUCUCUGCAGAGCUGCUAUUUACUUGUGCCUUUCUCCUUCUCACACUGGCUUGUUGCAGCUUCUCACAGGCCUCGCAAGCUCUUCUGCUGCACAGAAUGCAGGGGCCAAGGACUACUUGCUCACUGAGUGCAGAUGUGGUUUAUAUAUAGGCUCUUCUUCCAGCAUCCCCUUGCAUCUAGGACAGGACAGGAUUCCCUCAGACUGCCAAGCCUGGGCUUGACUGAAGUUCCAGAAUGGGUAAUCUACACUAUCCAACAGUGUUCAGCAUUGUUAAGAUGAAGUGGUGCCCUCUGUUACUUAGUUGCCCAAUAACAAGUUAUUGGGUAUUGCUAGCGAUGGUAAAAACAGAGAACUCUGGUGUCUUUUACAGGUUUCUGGGGAUGCCUUCUGUCCCUUACAAAAUCCUGCUGAAAAAGCAGCAUGAUUGUAAAUCUGCAGGUUUCCACUCCAGAAUCCCAAUAUCACUCCAUAAUCCACUUGGUAUUUUUGUGUCUAGAAGUCUGGGGCUGUGUUUUCACUGAAAACUAUUAGCAGUUCUUCCAGGGUUGGGCUAGUGUAGGGGCAGCUUCAGGUGUUAAUCUGAGAUAAUUUCUGAGCGUGGCCAGCUCUCAACAAGGCCAAAAGCAAGCAGAUUGAUAGUACUACUUGGAUCCUCUGAUUUGCAUUUUAACCAAGCCUAUGGUAACUGGAGGUUAGCCACAUUCAGUUGACACCAGUGUGCGCUAGGAUUGAGCCUUGACAUCUCUAAAGCCCUGCUUUUGAGGGCUUCAAGUGGCUCUGGCUAGGUUUACAUAGUACAUUUUCCAUCCUGAGUAGCAGCCCUCAUUCACAUUGUGCUACUCUGGAUGGGCUGCUUCCCAAACAGAAAGUAGUGCAAGGGCAGUUAAAUAGCACUGUUGAGUGAUGGAGCCAGUUAGCUCACCCAUGGAGCCAUGCAGAUGGGACUACAUUGCUUCUGGUUUUAAAGAGGUCCUACUUGGGCCAUCAUGUCAGAAGGUGCUGCCAUGGGGUGGGGUGGGGGAGCACUGUAAGGGGCAGCAAGUUUGCCCUUUAGUUUACAGCCCUUGAAACUUUGAAUAAAUAGUAAGGGCUUGUUCCUGCUUCAGCUUGUAAGCCACCAACCCCUAGAACUUUACAUGACUUUAAAACGAAAAACUAUGUCAGGAAUACUUUCCCCUCCCUUCAUUCUGCUCCCCUCUCCCUCAAGCAGCAUAAGGGCUUUUCAUGUGCCUCCUGACCUCACAAACCCUCCUUAUGUUUGAAAAAUGUGGUCAGUGGGGG